This is a messenger RNA of Dibothriocephalus latus, 549 nucleotides long. The record is from the annotation of a GenBank genome assembly. Lineage: Eukaryota; Metazoa; Platyhelminthes; Cestoda; Diphyllobothriidea; Diphyllobothriidae.
AUGGUGGAUGGGGCUCGCAGCAACAUCGCUGGACCAGUGAAGCUUGCAUCCAGCUGCCGAGUCCAUACCGACUUUCGAAACUAUGGAAAACGUUUGGAGAACGUGAACGGAACAGCUAUUCUCCUGAUUUUGGGAGGCAUGCUGCCAGUUGGUCUCUUUCUUAACUAUCCUGGGGUAGAUGCUACAGCGAUUAAUGAGGCCAUCAGCACCGCUGUGACUGGAGCUGUGGGAAGCGUCGUCUACUCUCUCUUCUGGGGAAGAUUAACUGGAGCAGCAAUUGUCGGCGGGUCUACACUCAGCGCUCUUCUGGCCAUUCUCAUGUGGUCAACAUUGUACAGCCUUUUACGAAAGUCACUGCUACCCGCAAUCACAUAUGAAGAAGUCUUUUUGAUAUCUGCGACGACUGGAUUUUUGGGCGGAUUCAUCUUGCCUGUCCUUAUUGUGCUCUGCUCAAAACGCAAUGACGCCACGGAAGUACAGCGCAGUUGGCAGAGGCUAUUUGAAAUGGACAACCCUCUGCGACCCUGGGCGGCAGUCUAUGCAAAGUAA